Messenger RNA from Trichomycterus rosablanca, 817 nucleotides. RefSeq names its product complement C1q-like protein 4. The coding region runs from base 1 to 291 and encodes 96 amino acids. NCBI's taxonomy places the organism in Eukaryota, Metazoa, Chordata, Actinopteri, Siluriformes, Trichomycteridae. The record is from RefSeq and is a predicted model, not a curated record. The transcript is spliced from 2 exons. Gene Ontology annotation, molecular function: protein binding.
AUGUCCUAUGGGAUCUUCACCGUCCCGGUGAGGGGCGUGUACUUCCUGAGGAUGUACGCCCACUCUCACGCCGGGGUCCGCAUGGCCGUCAGGCUGAUGAAGAACGGAGAGGUUCAGUGCUCCGUCUACUCUCACAUGCCCAGUUCCACCAACGGCAACGCCAGCAACGGCAUCGUCCUGAGUCUGGAGAAAGGGGACGAGAUCUACACCAAACUGUGGGACAACUCCUGGGUUUACGACGACCCGGCUGGGUACACCAGUUUCGGAGGGUUCUUACUCUUCCCCCUGUGAAUCAUCUAAUUAUGUGAUCGCGGUGACAAAGAGCAAAGAGAAAGUUUGUGAACCCUUUGGACUUUAUGGUUAAAAGUAUGUGGACACCUGACUUAACCUGAUAAGCUUAUAGAGGGACAGUGGGAGUCUAGUGGAGCUUUGGACUAUUAAUUGGUUCGAAUCCAAGCUCUGCUAUGCAGCCACUGUUGGGCCCUUGAGCAAGGCCCUUAAUUUGCACCAUAUAAUGGCUGACCCUGCACUCUGACCCCAACUUCCAAACAGUCUGGGAUAUGCGAAAAGGAGCAUUUGUGAGGUCAGGCAGCAGGAAACCUGGGGUCACAAUUAGCAUUCCAAUUCAUCCCAAAGGUGCUGCUUACAUUCAAACGUUUGCAUCAAUGUUGGCAAUACUUCAACUCAGUAAUUACAAGUGGUGUCUAUAUACUAUAUAUAUAUAUAUAUAUAUAUAUAUAUAUAUAUACAGUAUAUAUAUAGUGGGGAAAAUAAGUAUUUGAUCCCCUGCUGAUUUUGUAAGUUUACCCCCUUACAA